This is a messenger RNA of Thamnophis elegans (Western terrestrial garter snake), 469 nucleotides long. RefSeq names its product C-C motif chemokine ligand 28 (gene CCL28). Bases 58 to 444 code for a protein of 128 amino acids. Gene Ontology annotation, biological process: immune response. NCBI's taxonomy places the organism in Eukaryota, Metazoa, Chordata, Lepidosauria, Squamata, Natricidae. The record is from RefSeq and is a predicted model, not a curated record. The transcript is spliced from 3 exons. Gene Ontology annotation, cellular component: extracellular region. Gene Ontology annotation, molecular function: chemokine activity.
CCUUGGCAAUUCCCUCACUAUCACUUUCAAUACCUCCUGUACUGUGGAUGAGGAAACAUGAAGUUUCACCUUAUCCUCAUCGCAUUUGGGAUUGUCCUAGUUCAUCAUAUGUCUGACGCUGUAUUUCCUGUCUUCUUUGACUGUUGCACAGAAGUAGCCCAGCAUAUCCCCAAGAGAUGGUUAAGAAGAGUGGUGAAAUAUGAGAGACAAAAGAGUGAUGAUUUAUGCAGAAUACCAGCUGUGAUCCUUCACACCAGGCGCAAAAAGGUAUGUGUAAGUCCACUGAAUGAAAAUGUGAAGAGAUGGAUAAAGCAGAUGACCAGGUGUUGCCAGAAAAGUGAUCCAGAGAUCUGGAAGAAAAGGAAACUCAGAAGGGGGAGGAAAACUAUGAGGAAAGAUCAUAUAUUUGCAAUGUGCAAGAAAGAAAUCUGUGCUAUGCAAUAAAUAUGACAAAAGUCUCAGAAUAACA